GAGUAUAGAAAACAAACAGACAACUUUUCCUUUAUUUUUCUUCUCUCACUGCCUUGCCUUCAGUCAGUUAAAGUAGAGAGCAAAUUCUGGUGUUUUAUUCCUUCUUUAAAGCCACCUUAGUUUAUAUCUAUCUAUCUAUCUACCACCUCAACCUUAUUCUAACAGUUUCUUCCUUUUUUUUUCUUUCUUUCUAUCACUUUCCUUGUAAGUAACUGCAUACUAGUUAUCAUCCUUAUCCUACACAGUUAAUUGAGAAUUUGAGCUUUGAAGUCUGAUCUAAUAUAUCAAGCUCUUGAGGGUGAUUAUGCUAAGAGGUGUUGGAGAACUAUUUCAUAGUAAAAGAAUUCCAAUUCAACACAAAGACCUUCUUAGUAUUAUAUUAAUAAAGUUUCAUCAAAAAAGAUGAUGAAUAAUAAGAUGAGCAACGUUAGUAGCUCUAAUCUCAUAGAUUCUAAGCUGGAAGAGCACCAGUUGUGUGGAUCCAAACACUGCCCUCGCUGUGGACACAAAUUUGAUCAAGGCAAGCCGGAUUGGCUAGGUCUACCAGCAGGAGUGAAAUUUGAUCCAACAGAUCAAGAAUUGAUUGAACAUCUUGAAGCCAAAGUUGAGUCAAAGAACAUGCAGAAAUCACACCCUUUGAUUGAUGAAUUCAUUCUCACUAUUGAAGGAGAAGAUGGAAUUUGUUACACCCAUCCAGAAAAACUUCCAGGAGUGACAAGAGAUGGAUUAAGCAGACACUUUUUCCAUAGACCAUCAAAGGCAUAUACAACAGGAACACGAAAGAGGAGAAAGAUUCAAACCGAAGAGUGUGACUUACAAGGAAGUACAGGAGGAGAAACAAGAUGGCACAAAACUGGUAAGACCAGACCUGUUAUGGUUAAUGGUAAACAAAAAGGUUGCAAGAAAAUUCUUGUUCUCUACACCAACUUCGGAAAGAAUCGAAAACCCGAGAAGACGAAUUGGGUGAUGCAUCAAUACCAUCUUGGACAACAUGAAGAAGAGAAAGAAGGAGAGCUUGUUGUUUCAAAGAUAUUUUAUCAGACACAGCCAAGACAGUGUAAUUGGUCUGAUAAUAAUCAAAGAAUAAUUAGUGCAACAACAACAACUGGUGAAGGAAGUGGUGGAGAACCUAAUUAUAAUAUCAAUGGAAGAAGAGAUAGUGGAAGUGGAAGUUCUUCUUCUAAGGAAAUUGUUACUCAGAUUCAUAGAGAUGAAAUGUCUGCUGUUGUUGGUGUCCCUAGUCCUUUAACAAGCUUCACAAAUGCUUUGGAUAUUCAACACCUUAAAUCUGAUCAUUUUGGCUUCAUCCCAUUUCGAAAAAGCUAUGAUGAAGUUGGAAUAGGAGAAGGUUCUACAACAAGAGAAAUGCAAGCAUCAGGAGGCUCAUGUGAUCAGGAAGUGCAUGAAAGACAGCAUCAUGUAUUAGCACAUCAUCAUCAACAACAACAACAACAACAACAUCAUCAGCAACAGCAACAGCAACAUGAUCAUCAUGUGCACCAACAGAUUAGUGCAAACGCAGCUUUCCAUAUAAGUAGGCCUUCCAAUCCCAUCUCCACUAUCAUCUCUCCACCUCCCCUCCACCAUACAUCCACCAUCAUCCUUGAUGACAAUUCUUACCAUGUUUCAACAAUCAUGCUCCAACAAAAUGAAAAUUUUCAGGUACAGCAGCAGCAACAACAUCAUAAACUAGGUGGUGGAAGGUCUGCGUCUGGUUUGGAGGAAGUCAUUAUGGGGUGCACUUCAACGUCGUCUGAUAUCAAAGAGGAGUCAUCUAUUAGAAACCAACAAGAAGCUGAGUGGUUGAAAUACUCUUCUUACUGGCCAGUCGACCCUCAUGACAACAACCAUCAUCAUCAUGAUUAGAAUGAAGGAGACAACAAAAAUAAACAAAAGACAACAUCAUUGUCAUCAUCAUUCAUGCUUGAACCAUACCUCAACUCACUUUCCAACAAAAGCCAAAGUAAUCAUCAUAUCCAUCCUUAGUUAUUUUUUCUCUUUUUUCUUUCUUUUCCGGUUUAUCAACUUCGGUGCCUCUCAUUUUUCUCAUUGGAAACACUAACUGUGUGCAACGGAACAAGUUUUGGAAAGAAAGUGACAAAGAACAAAGGGGAAAAGAAAGAAAAAUCAAAGAAGAAAAAAGAAAAGAAAAAAAAAAAGGAAAGAAAAGAAAAGAAAACAAGCAAAGCUGCUCUCCCUCGUGGCACCACAUUGAGGGAGAACGACCUAAGACUCAAAGUUUCUACUGCAUUAAAAUCAUCCCUACAUUAAUAUCAUUAUUAUAAUAUUAUUAUUAUUAUAUCAUCCAUCAUAUUAUUUAUAUUUAUUCUAUUAUCAUUUUAAGAUGUUUGUAUAAGUUUUGUCAAAAAGAGUUGUCUGUAUAAGUUCAUUUUUUUUUUCACAUCAAAAAAAAAAAAUAUACCAUUGAGUUUGUGCAUAUUGUAAACAAUAUAUGUGUUAUCAUGAGUUUAUUAUGUAUUAUCAUGAGAUUUUGUAGUGUUAUUUACAGCAUAAGAGAAGAUGAUAAGACUUUUGCACCAAAACAAGUUCGUGAUUGGACAAGUUUUGUGCCAAGCGAUAUUGAGAUAUUUUUCUUGCAAUAUAAGAAUUUUAUGAAAUUUAAGUAAAA
This is a messenger RNA of Medicago truncatula (barrel medic), 2629 nucleotides long. Its product is annotated as NAC domain-containing protein 75. Lineage: Eukaryota; Viridiplantae; Streptophyta; Magnoliopsida; Fabales; Fabaceae. Gene Ontology annotation, cellular component: nucleus. The transcript is spliced from 7 exons. The coding region runs from base 403 to 1866 and encodes 487 amino acids. The record is from RefSeq and is a predicted model, not a curated record. Gene Ontology annotation, biological process: regulation of DNA-templated transcription. Gene Ontology annotation, molecular function: DNA-binding transcription factor activity; transcription cis-regulatory region binding.